Eruca vesicaria subsp. sativa (arugula) is the source of this 3128-nucleotide messenger RNA. The record is from the annotation of a GenBank genome assembly. Lineage: Eukaryota; Viridiplantae; Streptophyta; Magnoliopsida; Brassicales; Brassicaceae.
GUGUCAUUUCAAAUAAUCAAAUGAUUACAUAAGUCCAGGGGAAGAAAAAUCACUGCUUUUUACUGGAAGUUUCUAACAAAAAAUUGAUUUUUCUUGAUGUUGAGAGGAGUCUCCAUGGUGACAGCAAUAAGGAUUGUGUUGCUAUGUGUUUCUAUCUUUUGGGUCUCUCUAGAAGAAUGUGCUGGUAAAAGUGAUUUUUCAAGAAACUCCUCUUCUUCUUCUGCUUCACCUCCAUUAUUACAGAGGCCAAGCUCUGUAAACAUUGGAGCUCUCUUCACUUAUGACUCCUUCAUCGGAAGAGCGGCUAAACCAGCUUUUAAAGCAGCAAUGGAUGAUGUCAACGCUGACCAAACCGUACUUAACGGUAUAAAGCUUAACAUUGUCUUUCAAGACUCUAAUUGCAGUGGAUUUAUUGGCACCAUGGGAGCUUUGCAGCUGAUGGAAAACAAAGUAGUUGCAGCCAUUGGUCCACAAUCUUCAAGCAUAGCUCACAUGAUCUCCUACGUAGCUAAUGAGCUUCACGUACCUCUCUUAUCAUUCGCAGCAACGGAUCCAACGCUCUCCUCUCUCCAAUACCCUUACUUCCUCCGCACCACUCAGAACGAUUACUUCCAAAUGUAUGCCAUCACAGACUUCAUUUCCUACUCCGGAUGGAGACAAGUCAUUGCCAUAUUCGUUGAUGAUGAGUGUGGUCGCAACGGGGUAUCAGUUCUUGGCGACGCAUUGGCCAAGAAACGCGCGAGGAUCUCUCACAAAGCUGCUAUCACACCUGGUGCAGAUACUAACUCCAUCAAAGACUUGUUGGUUUCUGUUAACCUCAUGGCUUCUAGAGUUUACGUUGUCCAUGUGAACCCUGACUCUGGUUUAAACGUUUUCUCUGUGGCUAAGUCUCUUGGAAUGAUGGGGAGUGGUUAUGUUUGGAUUGCAACGGACUGGCUACCUACAGCUCUGGACUCUUUGGCUCCUGUGGAUACGGAGACGAUGGAUCUCUUGCAAGGAGUGGUUGCUUUUCGUCAUUACACAACUGAGAGUAGUGUGAAGAGAAAGUUUAUGGAGAGAUGGAAGAGUCUUAGACCAAAAGAUGGAUUCAACUCUUAUGCAUUGUAUGCUUAUGAUUCCGUUUGGUUGGUUGCUCGUGCUCUUGAUGUUUUCUUCAAGGGAAACAACAAAGUAACGUUCUCCAAAGAUCCGAAUCUGCAGAAGACAAACAGUAGUAGUAUUCAGUUAUCUGCACUAAGUGUGUUCAAAGAAGGAGAGAAGCUUCUUGAGAUCAUUCUUGGGAUGAAUCAGACUGGUGUAACCGGGCCUAUCCGGUUUGAUUCAGAGAGAAACCGGGUUAACCCGGCUUAUGAAGUUUUAAACAUAGAAGGCACAGGUCCAAGGAGAGUUGGCUACUGGUCUAACCAUUCAGGUCUCUCUGUGGUGGCUCCAGAGACGUUGUACUCUAAGCCUCCAAACACAUCUACAGCAAACCAACGUCUCUAUGGAAUCAUAUGGCCAGGGGAAGUGACUAAGCCUCCUCGUGGUUGGGUGUUUCCUAAUAACGGAAAGCCGCUUAAAAUAGCAGUGCCUAACCGUGUGAGCUAUAAAGAUUACGUCUCUAAGGACAAGAACCCACCUGGUGUUAGAGGCUAUUGCAUUGAUGUCUUUGAAGCUGCGUUAGAGUUGCUUCCAUAUCCUGUUCCAAGAAACUAUAUAUUAUAUGGAGAUGGGAAGAAGAAUCCUUCUUAUGACCAUCUCAUCAAUGAAGUUGUUGCAGAUAACUUUGAUGUAGCGGUUGGAGAUUUAACGAUUACUACAAACAGAACAAGGUUUGUAGAUUUCACACAGCCGUUUAUAGAGUCAGGGCUUGUGGUGGUGGCUCCGGUUAAGGAAGCUAAGUCUAGUCCUUGGUCAUUCCUGAAACCAUUCACUAUAGAGAUGUGGGCUGUCACUGGAGCCUUCUUUCUACUCGUUGGAGCUAUUGUCUGGAUUCUUGAACACCGCUUUAACCAUGAGUUCAGAGGCCCUCCUAGGCGUCAACUCAUCACCAUCUUCUGGUUUAGCUUCUCAACGAUGUUCUUCUCUCAUAGGGAGAACACGGUGAGCUCAUUGGGGAGACUAGUGUUGAUCAUAUGGCUAUUCGUGGUUCUGAUCAUCAACUCAAGCUACACAGCUAGUCUCACUUCAAUCCUAACCGUUCAACAACUGACAUCUCGGAUAGAAGGAAUAGAUAGCUUGAUAACAAGCAACGAACCAAUAGGAGUUCAAGACGGUACAUUCGCUAGAAACUAUCUGAUCAACGAGCUUAACAUAUCUCCACACAGGAUUGUUCCACUAAGAGACGAAGAACACUACCUUCUUGCUCUCCAACUUGGUCCCAAAGCUGGAGGUGUUGCAGCCAUUGUAGACGAGCUUCCUUACAUAGAAGUCCUUUUAACAAACAGCAACUGCAAGUUCCGUACAGUAGGACAAGAGUUCACACGCACAGGCUGGGGUUUCGCGUUCCAGAGAGACUCUCCUUUAGCUGUAGACAUGUCAACGGCUAUCUUGCAGCUGUCUGAAGAAGGGGAGCUGGAGAAAAUCCACAGGAAAUGGCUUAACUACAAGCAUGAAUGCUCUAUGCAGAUCUCAAACAGUGAGAACUCUCAGCUUUCACUCAAGAGUUUCUGGGGGCUCUUCCUUAUCUGUGGCAUCACUUGUUUCAUAGCACUUACUGUCUUCUUCUGGAGGGUGUUCUGGCAGUACCAGAAGUUAUUACCAGAUACUGGGGAUGAGGAAAGGGCAAGUGAAGUGACGGAGCAGGCAUCUAGAUCAGGGAGAGGUUUAAGAGCACCGAGUUUCAAGGAGUUGGUGAAGAUUGUGGAUAAGAGGGAAGCAGAGAUCAAGGAGAUACUGAAACAGAAGAGUAGCAAGAAACUCAAAAGUAGCCAAAGUGGAGCUGGGAGUUCACAUUCUCAACAUAAUAGCGAAAUUCCUUAAAUUAGAUAGAGAGAGCUUAAUAAUUUGUUUUAACAUAAACUUAGGGAGGUAGAUAAAAUUUAUCAUAAGAUUUUGUAAUAGCAGAGUUCAAAAGUUCAAGGAACAAAAAAAAAACAGAGAAAAAAAUGUAAAUCUUAUUCUGAUAUGUAAUAAAAGCUCAUCUUGAA